AUGGAGCCUUCUCAACAAACACCAUCAUCUGCCAGAGGAAUGCAUACCAAGCCUGGACAACAAAGGACGAUUCCACGGCAAGAUAAUAUGCCUGACAAGAAACCGCUCGUCACUAUGCCUCACACACUUCACGAAGUAAUUGUUUCUCUCAAAUUUCAGUUCUCGGCAUCAACAAGUCGCGCAAUGAAUUCUCGACUGGCAAGAAACAGAACAACCUCAGAAUCGGCAGUGAUCCAUGGAAAACAUGCUGCCACCACGCCACUCGUUUUUGAUCAGGAAAUCACGCUUGAGGGAAAUAAGCUGGUUCACCUCCCUCCACAGUCUCAGCCGAAGAGGCUGUUCUAUGCUCUUUCCCUUUCAUUUUAUAUACCUCAGAGGAUGUGUGAUUCACUUCUCUUCGGUUUUGAUUUUCAUUGGGUGUGA
Cooperia oncophora is the source of this 423-nucleotide messenger RNA. Lineage: Eukaryota; Metazoa; Nematoda; Chromadorea; Rhabditida; Trichostrongylidae. The record is from the annotation of a GenBank genome assembly.